Messenger RNA from Nicotiana attenuata, 870 nucleotides. RefSeq lists its product as uncharacterized. Lineage: Eukaryota; Viridiplantae; Streptophyta; Magnoliopsida; Solanales; Solanaceae. The record is from RefSeq and is a predicted model, not a curated record. The transcript has a single exon. The coding region runs from base 1 to 870 and encodes 289 amino acids.
AUGACAGCGACAACACAGACGGUAAUUGAUGCUGAUAGCCCUCUCUACAUACAUCCUUCUGAUAGUCCGGGUUCCACACUAGUUUUUGUUCCAUUCGAUGGAAUUGGAUACUGUUCCUGGAGAAGAAGUGUACUCAGAGCUCUUUCAGUGAAAAACAAGUUAGGUUUCAUCAAUGGAGAUAGUAGAAGACACAAUGUAACAUCUCCACAUUUUCGUCAAUGGGAAAGGUGCGACAAUAUGGUCACCUCCUGGAUCUUAAAUUCUUUGUCAAAGGACAUCACUGACAGUGUCGAAUAUGUGAAUGAUUCUGUUGAAUUGUGGAAAGAAUUGGAGGAUCGAUAUGAUCAGACAAACGGAGCUAAACUGUAUCAAAUUCAGAAAGAGAUCAAUGAUUUGAGUCAGGGCGUGCUUGAUAUCACUGGCUACUACACAAAAAUGAAGAAACUCUGGGAAGAAUUAAACACUCUCAGCGUCAAAACUCACUGUAGUUGUGUGUGUACCUAUGGGGAGAAGGAAAGUAUGCAUAAGGCAGAACAAGACAGAAGAUUGAUACAAUUUCGAAUGAGACUCAAUGAAGUAUACACGGUUGUUCGAGGAAGCAUACUUAUGAUGAAUCCUUUGACAUCUAUGGCACAGGCAUUUGCUCUUCUGAUACAGGAGGAAAAGCAAAGAGAAUUUAAGCCAAGAAACCAACUAAAUGUUGAUUCCACGGCAUUGAAUGUCAGCCUAGGAGGAAGAAGCUUCAAGACAAACUACUUAGCUGGGACUGGAAAUCAAAUUACAAAUAGUAGACCCCGACCUUUUUGUGACUAUUGCAAACGACAAGGUCACACUAAGGACAAGUGCUAUAAGCUGCAUGGAUACCCUUAG